GUUCCAUUCUGCAGGCUGAUCGUCAAGAGGAGGUUGUUGUUUGUUGUUUUGCUGAAGUGUUGAGCGAGAGAGAGAAAGCGAGCCGCUGCCCUGCUCCAAUACCGAUUUAAGAGUUACUCAUUUAAAGGAUACUAGGAAAAAAAGAAAGACAUUUAAACCCCCAAAUUAACCUUGAGUCGUGUUUAUAAUCAACUGCAUCGAGCGGAAAGAGAGAGCCCGGAAACGGCAAACAUGAAAUGGAUGUUCAAAGAGGAUCACUCCUUGGAACAUCGAUGCAUAGAGUCAGCCAAAAUCCGCAACAAGUACCCUGACAGGGUCCCGGUGAUCGUGGAGAAAGUGUCUGGAUCACAGAUUGUGGACAUCGACAAGAGGAAGUACCUGGUCCCCUCCGACAUCACAGUGGCUCAGUUCAUGUGGAUCAUCAGGAAACGCAUCCAGCUGCCCUCAGAGAAGGCCAUCUUCCUGUUUGUGGACAAGACGGUGCCUCAGUCAAGCAUCACGAUGGGGCAGCUGUACGAGAAAGAGAAGGACGAGGACGGCUUUUUAUACGUGGCUUACAGCGGUGAAAACACCUUCGGUUUUUAAAAAGAAAAAAAGCCGAUGAUCGUGACCCCGGCCUUACCUGCGGCGCCGCUCGGCCACACCGACACCCCUCCCGCAUCUAAUCACAGCCCCGACUCGGCCCCUGGAGAAACCCGUGGGAAGCCCCAGAGAGAUUCAGUGACAUGAAUGCAACAGAAUGAUUGACUGACUGCUCACCUGACUGGAUAGAAAUAAACGAGUGCACCGGUGUGUUUUGUUCUGGCCCAUGUUGCACCAGUUCUUCAUAGAGUCAUAGAUUAAGUUGUGUAUAGUGUGUUCAAUUUCAAUUAUUAUUAUUAUUAUUAUUUGUUUUGAUGUUGUGAUUUGAGUGUUUUUAGCUUUUUUUUUUCCACCUUUGAAACGAUAUGUGUGAAUGAGUUUUGCUUUUAGUUAUGCUUUCUUCUUUGAAGACAAUAUUUAAAAGAAUUUUAAUUUAAUUAUUUGAAGGUAAGGUAGCUGGAUGACCUAACCAAUAAAAAUAUUAAAGUUAAA
Molecule: messenger RNA, 1074 nt
Organism: Thunnus maccoyii (southern bluefin tuna)
Lineage: Eukaryota; Metazoa; Chordata; Actinopteri; Scombriformes; Scombridae
Product: gamma-aminobutyric acid receptor-associated protein-like 2
Exons: 4
Coding region: 232-585 (117 amino acids)
Biological process (GO): macroautophagy; autophagosome assembly; autophagy of mitochondrion
Cellular component (GO): autophagosome membrane; cytosol; autophagosome
Molecular function (GO): ubiquitin protein ligase binding
Source: RefSeq, a predicted model, not a curated record